Messenger RNA from Passer montanus (Eurasian tree sparrow), 449 nucleotides. Its product is annotated as sodium/potassium-transporting ATPase subunit alpha-3-like. The record is from RefSeq and is a predicted model, not a curated record. The transcript is spliced from 3 exons. Gene Ontology annotation, molecular function: nucleotide binding; P-type sodium:potassium-exchanging transporter activity. Lineage: Eukaryota; Metazoa; Chordata; Aves; Passeriformes; Passeridae. The annotation marks the transcript as partial. Gene Ontology annotation, biological process: sodium ion export across plasma membrane; intracellular potassium ion homeostasis; proton transmembrane transport.
UCCAAACUGGUCCCAACUGGUCCAUACUGGUCCCAACUGGUCCGCACUGGUUUAUACUGGUCCGUACUGGUUUACACUAUCCAUACUGGUUUAUACUGGUCCAAACUGGUCCGUACUGGUCCGCCGCAGGCACGGCGUUCGACAAGAGCUCGCCGACGUGGGUGGCGCUGAGCCACAUCGCCGGGCUCUGCAACCGCGCCGUCUUCAAGGGCGGCCAGGAGAACGUGCCCAUCCUCAAGCGGGACGUGGCCGGCGACGCGUCGGAGUCGGCGCUGCUCAAGUGCAUCGAGCUCUCCUCGGGCUCCGUCAAGGUCAUGCGGGAGCGGAACAAGAAAGUGGCCGAGAUCCCCUUCAACUCCACCAACAAGUACCAGCUCUCCAUCCACGAGACCGAGGGCCCCAACGACCGCUCAGAAAAUCGCCAAAAAUUCAAUUUAUUCCCAAUUUAA